Saprolegnia parasitica CBS 223.65 is the source of this 327-nucleotide messenger RNA. RefSeq lists its product as hypothetical. NCBI's taxonomy places the organism in Eukaryota, Oomycota, Saprolegniomycetes, Saprolegniales, Saprolegniaceae. The coding region runs from base 1 to 327 and encodes 108 amino acids. The record is from RefSeq and is a predicted model, not a curated record. The transcript has 2 exons.
AUGGACGUCUGGGAAGGCUGCAAGGAAGCCAAGACGAUGGGCGAGCCGUACCACCCUGUCGUACUGCAGCGCGUGUCGGCCCUCCUGCCGCCUCCGUCGCCAGUGUUGGCCCCCAUGGACCCCAUUGACGACGCCAACGACGAACCUGCGCCGCUCGAGAAGCUGGACCUUGAUGCACCGGCAGUUGUCGUCGGCAAGGACCGAUCGCUCACCAAGCCCAAGCGGUUCAAGAAGGACACGGGCUCGGCGCAGUGGAUGGCGGUCGCGCUUGGCGUCUGCGUCGUGGGCCUCGGCGUCGGCAUCAACUGGCUCUCCAAGAAACGCUAG